CUCUCACAAAUAAAUGGAUUCGGCUGUGAUUGAGAUUGAAAAGACUGCUGCUUACAUUGCGAGCUAUGAGAAUAAGGCAGAGGUCGACUUUGAGCACUGUGUGACCGACCAUCUGCGCGUGUCGGGCAUCUACUGGGGCCUGAAUGCACUGUGUCUGAUGGGCAUGCCAGAUCGCCUGAACAGAGCGGCGACGGUCGCAUACAUUCGCGACUGCCAGCAACCGAACGGCGGCUUUGCGGGAGCACUGGGACACGACGCAACGAUGCUGCAUACAUACAGCGCAAUCCAAGUCCUCUUGUUGGAGAAAUCACUGCGAUCUACGGAUGGAACUAUGGCUGAUACGAUUGAUAUUGCUGGCGUUAUACGUUAUGUAGCUGGUUUGCAACAACCAGACGGAUCUUUUGCGUGCGAUGAAUGGGGCGAGCGAGACACAAGAGCAACGUACUGCGCAAUCGCCACGCUCUACCUGCUGAACGGACUCGACUCAAUCAAGGUGGAUGCUGCAGUUGCACAUCUAAUGAGAUGCCAGAAUUGGGAUUUUGGAUUCGGAAGUGUGCCUGACACAGAGUCGCAUGCAGGUCAAAUAUUCUGCUGUCUUGCGACGCUCGCGAUCUUGAAUCGACUUUCACAACUAGACCAACGCGCGCAGCAACAGCUCUCCGACUGGCUGGUUGAGCGGCAGCGUGAUUCUGGCGGCCUGAACGGACGUCCUGGGAAGAUUCAUGAUGCGUGCUACGCUUGGUGGACUUUGGCUUCGCUUGCCAUUUUAGACCCCUCUGGCUGGAAGUCCCGUAUCAAUCUAGAAGGCGCGUGUCAAUACUUGAUCUCGACACAAAAUCGUUCUACGGGAGGGCUUGCCCCUCGACCGAACGAGCGAGCCGAUGUUUUUCACACCCAUUUCGCCAUUGCGGGACUGGCCCUCCUUGGCCAUGCAUCCAUCCAGGCCGUCGAUGCUAGAUUUUGCUUGCCCACGUUGGCAUUACAGCAGUAUCUCUCCCAGACGCCUUAAGUCGUGCACGGUGGACGAGCCGAACAUCGCUUGUGUUUUGGGUUGUCCUGUUCUACGACAAAAAAGUGUAUUUCCGCACCGUCACCAACAAAGAACAGUAAACUACACGCAAGACAUCAAUACAAUCC
Molecule: messenger RNA, 1137 nt
Organism: Capsaspora owczarzaki ATCC 30864
Lineage: Eukaryota; Filasterea; Ministeriida; Capsasporidae
Product: rab geranylgeranyl transferase
Exons: 6
Coding region: 14-1009 (331 amino acids)
Biological process (GO): protein geranylgeranylation
Cellular component (GO): Rab-protein geranylgeranyltransferase complex
Molecular function (GO): Rab geranylgeranyltransferase activity
Source: RefSeq, a predicted model, not a curated record